AUGAAGAAGGAGAACAUUAUGCUUUCAUUGUUGAUUCCUGGUCCACAUCAGCCUGGUAAUAGUAUAGACAUGUACUUAGAACCCCUCAUUGAAGAUCUUAACAGUCUGUGGAGCAUUGGAGAGGUAACCUACGAUGCUCUUACUCGAUCUAAUUUUACUCUUAAGGCCAUGCUACUUUGGACGAUCAGCGACUUUCCAGCCUAUGGGAAUCUUGCAGGCUGCAAAGUUAAAGGUAAAAUGGGGUGUCCGUUAUGUGGGAAAAAUACAUAUAGCAAGUGGUUGAAGUUCAGUAGAAAACAUGUGUACAUGGGCCAUAGAAAGGGUCUGCCACCAAGUCAUAGUUUUAGAGGCAAGAAGAAAUGGUUUGAUGGAAAAGCUGAACAAGGGAGAAGGGGAAGAAUACUAACUGGUCAUGACAUUUCUCAAAACCUGAGAAAUUUCCACAAUGAUUUUGGAAAUUUCAAACGUUCUGCAAGUAAGAGAAAAAGGGUUCAGUGUUCUGCUGAUGUAGGCUCAGAUUAUGAGGUUAUACCGAGUGAAUCAGAGGAAGAUGAAGAGGAAGAGGAAGAAGUACUAGUUGAUGAAGAUGAGUUAUCUAGAUGGAAGAAGAGGUCAAUCUUCUUUAAGCUACCUUAUUGGGAGGAACUCCCGGUUAGGCACAACUUAGAUGUAAUGCAUGAGGAGAGAAAUGUUGCUGCGAGUUUAGUUUCGACGUUGUUGCACUGUGGGAAAUCAAAAGAUGGUCUUGUGGCUCGCAAGGAUCUUGAGGACAUGGGUAUUGGGCCGGAAUUGCAUCCCAAAAUCCAGGGUAAACGAACCUAUCUGCCUCCAGCACCGUGGUCUUUGUCUAAAAUAGAGAAGAAGAUCUUUUGCCGGCGUCUUUUUGACUUCAAAGGGCCAGAUGGAUAUUGUUCUAACAUAUCAAGAGGUGUUUCAUUAGAUGACUGUAAAGUCAGUGGUCUGAAAUCACAUGACUACCACGUCCUGAUAAAACAACUUCUGUCGAUUGCACUUAAAGGAUUGCUACCUAAAGGACCGAGGCUUGCAAUAUUUAGGUUAUGCACUUUCUUCAAUCUGUUGUGUCAGAGAGUCAUUGACAGAGAGAAGCUUCUGGUUAUGGAAGCUGAGAUUUUUGAGACUCUGUGCUUGUUUGAAAGAUUUUUUCCUCCAAGUUUGUUUGAUAUCAUGCUCCAUUUGACUGUGCAUCUAGGAAGAGAAGCUCGGCUUGGUGGACCAGUCCACUUUAGAUGGGUGUACCCUUUUGAAAGGUACAUGAAAGUUCUCAAAGACUUUAAGAGAAAUCCUGCAAGGCCCGAGGGAUGCAUUGCUGAGUCCUAUCUAGCUGAGGAAUGUAUCCGGUUUUGCAGUGAGUUCCUGAAGAAGACAACAAAUGUCCAAGAGAAAGUAGAUAGAAACAUGGAGUAUGAAAACAAUUCUAUCUUAGAGGGUCGUCCGAUAUCCAGUGGCACUACCUUUACUCUCACAGAAAUAGAAAAGAGAGUUGCAUAUCUAGCUAUCAUCCAAAAUUUGGCUAUCGUCAAACCAUAUGUAGAUAUUUACAAGACACAGAUGAAAGAUGUUUUCGAGAUGCAUCAACGUUAUGGAGUAUGCAUACUAAACAUUUUGCAUCGUGGCUUAAAGAACAGGUGCCACUUGAUUCAACCGAACAUGAAGAAACACUUAAGUGGAUAG
Messenger RNA from Brassica napus (rape), 1692 nucleotides. RefSeq lists its product as uncharacterized. Bases 1 to 1692 code for a protein of 563 amino acids. The record is from RefSeq and is a predicted model, not a curated record. The transcript has 5 exons. NCBI's taxonomy places the organism in Eukaryota, Viridiplantae, Streptophyta, Magnoliopsida, Brassicales, Brassicaceae.